UGCGAGACAGAGAUGGGAAUUUAAGUAGCCUGUCGGUACCUUGAGUGAUGACUGGACCUCAGUGACGGGAGGGGUGCUGACAGUACUACAAUGUAGUGACUUAUGUAGGCAGCUGACGGGCAGUGUUUCUCAACUCUGAGGGUGUGCAUUCAAUCGAGUGACGUAUUAGGAGCAGCCACCUGUACGCUCCAUAUGCGCUUAGCGACAGCUGUUCGAGAUCACAGCUUGAACGAUCACCAUAACAGCACACGACACAAUGGAGACGAUCGAGCGGACUCUCCGCCCUGUUCUUCAGCCUAUUACGCACAAUCUCCCAAAGCCAUUGAGCGAUGUAGCGGCGCAAUUGCUUGGCCCGGUGUGCUACGCAUCCCUUGUUGACAACAUCAACAUAACCGAUGCGGAAUGUAUGAAGCUGGCCAUCUCGAAAGCACUCGGGAUAGGCAUCAUCGGCGCGAGCUCCAUCGUAAAGAUCCCGCAGCUCCUCAAGCUUCUCAACUCCCAAUCAGCGGAGGGGAUUAGCUUCUUGUCCUACCUUCUGGAGACUGCGAGUUACCUGAUCACGUUCAUCUACAACGUGCGGAACCAGUUCCCCUUUAGCACGUACGGGGAGAUCGCAUUGAUCGCCAUCCAGAAUGUUGCGAUCAGUGUGCUGGUGUUGCAGUAUAGUGGAAGAGCAGCAGCAGCAGGUGUGUUCAUUGCGGGCUUAGCUGGGGCGGCGUUUGCGCUCUACAGUAAUAGCAUUACCUCGAUGGGUAUGCUACAGUACUUUCAAGCCGGCGCUGGUAUACUGGGUGUAGCAAGCAAGUUGCCACAGAUCCUUACGAUCUUUCGGGAGGGCGGCACUGGACAGCUGUCCGCGUUUGCAGUAUUCAAUUACCUCGCAGGCUCCCUUUCCCGCAUUUUCACCACUUUGCAGGAGGUGCCUGACAGACUCAUCCUGUACGGUUUCAUUGCCGGCUUUGUGCUCAAUGCUGUGCUUGCGGCGCAAGUGGUGUACUACUGGAACAGUCCCAAGAGCAAGAGUACGCCGCAGAGCAAGCUUCAGCCGAGCGGACAGGAAGCAGCGAAAAGCGCUGCAGGCAUGAAUGGCCAAGCGUCAAAGGGCACGGCAACAGGCACAGAUAAGAGCAGAACUACGCCAAGCACUCGGCGUAGAGGGUAGCUUUGUCCUGCUCUAUAACUUUUGGUACCACUGUAUCUCCUUUUCGCUAGCCAGUCCGGCGGGAGUACAUGUGGCGAUUGCUGAGGAUGAACCUACUGUCCCGUCAAUUAGGCGGUAGAAUCCGACCUCUGCACUCGCCGAACCCAAGCGCAAUGCCACCUUUCCCAUCAUCACACCACCCUUCCAGGAUGAUCUCGUCCCCGUCCUCAAGGUACCCAUCCUCAUACUUUCCACUGCUCUGUGGCAAGAUCUUUGUCUUUGUCCGCUCUGCUUCAUACAAGCAGCCUAGUUCCGCUUUCUCGCCCUGUUCAUUGCGACCUGACCCGGAGAUUGUUCCAGUGCCGAUCAGAUCACCCGUUUGCAUUCCACACCCGCUUGCCGCAUGAU
Molecule: messenger RNA, 1549 nt
Organism: Baudoinia panamericana UAMH 10762
Lineage: Eukaryota; Fungi; Ascomycota; Dothideomycetes; Mycosphaerellales; Teratosphaeriaceae
Exons: 2
Coding region: 257-1162 (301 amino acids)
Source: RefSeq, a predicted model, not a curated record